AUGGCCAGCAUCUCAAUCCGAAAGUUUAUUCGAUGGCUGCCGGACGAGGCGAGCGAACCGACGUCCACCCUCGUUCUGACGUCUCCCGAGCGGAGAUUCGUUGACAUACGAGUCUUGUUGGAAGAUGGCAGUGAUGUCCUGCCUGACACUGAGCAAGUUCUGCCCUUGAGUCGUCUAGAUUGGGCAAUAGCGGGGACUUCCUCCUCGACUGUGCUAGCAGACGGACACUCUCAUUCAAAAUGGGUGCACUGGAUUGAUUCUCGUGCUUUGGAAGCGCCCCCUGAUGAGGGAUAUAUGUAUGCUCAGCCGGAUGGACUGAGUACCCUCGAAAAAGGCAGGAUGAAGAACCCUGAUUCUGGAAAAGAUACGGACUAUGAAGAGAUGUGGUUCGAUCCGCCGCCGAAAGCGACAGAUGGUGGGAAUAAGGCGCUUUGUGUCGUGCUUUUGAUGGAGGAUGAAGCAAAGGGGAAGAAGGGGAUGUUUGUGAGGCUGGGGGAAUGGGCGCAGGUGCUUGUGCGGGAUGGGGCUGGGGAGGGUGAUGUUGUUGCUGAGAGGUGGGAGUGGAGGGACGAUGGGUUAGGGUGGAGGAGGAGGGUGAGGCUGGGGGAUGAGAGGAGGAAGAUGCCGUGCGAGGAGGUGCUGAGGGGGGAGACUGAGUUGAAGGUUGGAGGGGAGGUCAAUGUCGGGGACGAGGUCUGGAGGGUUGUUGAGGCUGGUGAGGUGUAA
Trichoderma citrinoviride is the source of this 726-nucleotide messenger RNA. RefSeq lists its product as hypothetical. The record is from RefSeq and is a predicted model, not a curated record. Bases 1 to 726 code for a protein of 241 amino acids. The transcript has 2 exons. Lineage: Eukaryota; Fungi; Ascomycota; Sordariomycetes; Hypocreales; Hypocreaceae.